Messenger RNA from Spirodela intermedia, 387 nucleotides. The record is from the annotation of a GenBank genome assembly. Lineage: Eukaryota; Viridiplantae; Streptophyta; Magnoliopsida; Alismatales; Araceae.
AUGGUGGAGAUCGAAGAGGAGAUGAUCGAGUGCGAGUGCUGCGGAAUGUCCGAAGAGUGCACCCCCAAGUACAUCAGCCGUGUUAAGGCAUUCUUCUGCGGGAAAUGGGUCUGCGGCCUCUGCUCCGAGGCGGUGAAAGAGCAAGUAAGGAAGAACCCCGCGGCCUCUCUGCAGGAGGCGCUGGAGUCCCACAUGGCUCUCUGCAUGAAGUUCCACAGGACAAUUAGAGCCAACCCCAAGCUCUCCUUUGCUAGUUCCAUGAGGGACAUCGCCAAGAGGAGCUCGCAGAGAAGGACGUCGAACAGCUUCUUUGGGGUAAAGAUGGGAAGAAUCGCAAGCUGCGGCGCUCGGUUUAAUCUCGAGGUCGACAGUUCCCCGAUUCAGUGA